Molecule: messenger RNA, 918 nt
Organism: Fulvia fulva
Lineage: Eukaryota; Fungi; Ascomycota; Dothideomycetes; Mycosphaerellales; Mycosphaerellaceae
Exons: 1
Coding region: 1-918 (305 amino acids)
Source: RefSeq, a predicted model, not a curated record
AUGGCUUCCGCGGCAAGUCGAGUUUUCGACAUUGCGGAACUACUCGAGAUGAUCUUGCUGCAAGUGAGGGUUCAUGAUGCGGGCACUACCGAAGAAGCACGCUCUAUCAGGAAUCUCUCCAUCCUCCAGCGCGUCAAUCACACCUUUAAAUCCAGUAUCGACAACUCGAUGCGGCUCCAGCGUGCCAUGCUUCUAGCUUCCGAAGAUGAAGACGAUCCUUCGCGAGAAGUGCUGCACGGCUUUGAGUUUCUUCUGGAUGGUCAAGUCUCCUCUGAGCCAUUGCACCCUGCUUUUCCUUGCCUCGGGCACUGCAAUCCAAGUCGCUAUCGUUCUGGUACCGGCGACGUUACACUCCGCCUGUAUAUCAUGCAGCGUACCUCGAGCAGGGGCACGAGACAAGCAUACUUUGGGUGCGACUGCAGUGACAACACCGGCAUCACUAGCUUCCAGGAAGGCAUCUCAACACUCGCCCGCGCACAUCUGAAAGCUCACUUCGAUCGUCAAGCUUCCUGGCGCCGCAUGAUACUAUCUAGCAAACAUCGCCAUAUCAAGAUCAGCUUCUGUGCCUUCACGAAAACGUACGACAACAUCAAGGCCGCCUAUAGCCACUGGGCAGCGUUCGAUGGUGCUCACACCUUGGGCGAUCUGUAUGAGGCUCUCGCCAUCGUGCUUCAGCGGACUGAAGCCGAGCACGAUUUAGCCCACGAUGACGUCAAACAGACACGGGAGACUAUCAAAUGGGGUCUUGGGGGCUGGCUGGUAGGUGCACGCGACAAUGUAACCAUCUCGCAAGUGAAGAAGCUGAAGCGCGAUCAUACCGCUCUGCGCGAGUGCGGCCAGAACAGGUUCUCGUGCCCCGUAUGCACGGUGCUGUGCAUGCUUGGUGAGAAGUAUCGCGAGAUUUGGGAUCACCUCUGA